Notolabrus celidotus (New Zealand spotty) is the source of this 4704-nucleotide messenger RNA. It is a transcript of the gene keap1b, whose product is annotated as kelch-like ECH-associated protein 1b. The record is from RefSeq and is a predicted model, not a curated record. NCBI's taxonomy places the organism in Eukaryota, Metazoa, Chordata, Actinopteri, Labriformes, Labridae. The transcript has 7 exons. Gene Ontology annotation, molecular function: protein binding. Bases 923 to 2800 code for a protein of 625 amino acids.
UGCUUAGUCACGGUGAGUUACAGCUUUCCCCCCCUCCUUUCUAUGUGGCGCACAGCUCGGCACACCGAGAUGGAGGAAUUGAACUAGACUACUGGUCAGCUGAGCCGAGAGCCUCCUGGUAAACACAGCAGUGCAAACAAAUUCCUUAACUGGGCAACUUCGAGGAAGGCGUCUCCCAAGAAAGCACCCCCUCCUCCCUCCUUCCUCCCAUUCCUUAGAGCUCCAUCUUACGCUCGACACUUUUGGCACUCAACCCUGUUUUGUUUUGUUUUCACUCUUCCUCUCAGAAGCAGUAGUGACAAAUCUUGCAGGCAUUUAAGCUAAUCCUCAAAUGUGUUUUUCAUUUUUGGAAAUAUGCUGAUCCUUCUUACUGGAAGCAUUUGGGCAAUCUGAAAACAAGAAACUAUCAAAUAAAGAUUCUCUAGUUAAGAGACAGUUUUCUUUGUCAGAACCGAUUGACACGCUCCCCUCAAGAAUGAAAUGAAAACACUUCUGUUGGCAGCACAAACAUUGUAACUUAAAGCCACUUUUUGUUCAUGUGAAGUUUUUUGAGUUGCAAAACCCUCUGAACCUUUUUAUUUUCACUGUUCUGCAAGUUGCUUUUCUGACAAAGCCUGAGGAAUCUCAAACCCAGACACUUUGAUCAUGUUGGAACUGCAAAAUGUUACAGGGCAACCAGCCAAAUCAGGCUGCUCACAUAGCUGCUGCUAGCAAUGCGAAACUACGCAGCACGUAUGGACUAAAGCUCUGAACAGAACAAGGAAAUCCUCAUGUCUACACAAACUUGAAGGUGAGCUCAAACCACACAGACCAAAAUCAUUUCCCCUAUUUCAUUGUAUGCCUGCGCCUGGAGCAAGGAUGCCCCGUACCACUGCCCACUGUUCUUGAGAGAGAGUGUAAGAAGGAGGAGAACGGGAAGGAAAUGACAGAGUGUCUGACAGAAUGCAAAGCGCUGGUGACGCCAUCCACGCGCAACGGCCACCGAGUCUUCAGCUACACACUAGAGAGCCACACCGCAGCCGCUUUCGCCAUCAUGAAUGAGCUGCGUCUGGAGCGCCAGCUGUGCGACGUCACGCUGCGUGUGCGCUACAAAGACCUGGAGGCGGUGGACUUCGUGGCUCACAAGGUGGUGCUGGCUUCAUCAUCCCCUGUCUUCAGAGCCAUGUUCACCAACGGCCUGAAGGAGUGCGGUAUGGAGCUGGUGCCCAUCGAGGGGAUCCAUCCCAGGGUCAUGGACCGACUGAUAGAGUUUGCCUACACGGCCAGCAUCUCUGUAGGGGAGAAGUGUGUGAUUCACGUGAUGAACGGAGCUGUCAUGUACCAGAUAGACAGUGUGGUCAAGGCCUGCUGUGAUUUCCUAGUUCAACAGCUCGAUCCGAGCAACGCCAUCGGCAUCGCCAACUUUGCUGAGCAGAUCGGCUGCACGGAGCUGCACCAGAAGGCCCGAGAGUACAUCUACAUGAACUUCAGCCAGGUGGCGACCCAGGAGGAGUUCUUUAACUUGUCCCACUGUCAGCUGGUCACCCUCAUCAGCCGUGAUGAGCUCAAUGUUCGCUGUGAGUCUGAGGUCUUCCAGGCGUGCGUGGCCUGGGUACGCUACGACCGGGAAAACAGGCGACCAUACGUCCAGGCCUUACUCCAGGCUGUCCGCUGCCAUUCCCUCACCCCAAACUUCCUGCAGGCCCAGCUCCAGUCUCUGGACUGGGACCCCCAGUGUAAAGACUACCUUGCGCAGAUCUUCCAGGACCUCACCCUCCACAAACCCACCAAAGUAAUUUCUUGCAGAACGCCCAAGGUGCCGCAGCUCAUCUACACAGCGGGGGGUUAUUUCCGUCAGUCCCUCAGUUACCUGGAGGCUUAUAACCCCUGCACAGGAGCCUGGCUGAGGUUGGCUGACUUGCAGGUUCCCCGCAGCGGCCUGGCAGCCUGUGUGAUCAGCGGGCUUUUCUACGCUGUUGGAGGAAGAAACAACGCACCGGAUGGCAACAUGGACUCAAACGCAUUGGACUGCUAUAAUCCUAUGAACAACUGCUGGCUGCCGUGUGCACCCAUGAGUGUACCCAGGAAUCGGAUCGGAGUGGGUGUCAUUGAUGGCAUGAUAUAUGCUGUUGGAGGCUCACAUGGAUGCAUUCAUCACAACAGUGUUGAAAGGUAUGAUCCAGAAAGGGACCAGUGGCAGCUGGUAGCUCCCAUGUUGACCCGGCGUAUCGGUGUUGGUGUCGCUGUCAUCAACCGGCUACUUUAUGCUGUCGGAGGGUUUGACGGGGCCAACAGGCUCAGCUCCUGUGAGUGCUACAACCCUGAGAGGGAUGAGUGGAAGACCAUGGCCCCCAUGAACACUGUGCGCUCUGGAGCUGGUGUGUGCUCUCUGGGUAACCAUAUCUUUGUCAUGGGCGGCUAUGAUGGGACCAACCAGCUGAACACAGUGGAGCGCUAUGAUGUGGAGACUGAUACUUGGAGCUCUACUGCCUCCAUGAGGCACCGACGCAGUGCUCUGGGAGUCACUGCUUUACAUGGACGCAUCUAUGUCCUGGGAGGCUACGAUGGCAGCACUUUCCUGGACAGUGUGGAAUGUUACGACCCAGAGAAGGACACCUGGUCCGAGGUAACCCAUAUGACUUCAGGGCGGAGUGGCGUGGGUGUGGCCGUUACCAUGGAGCCUUGCCAGAAAGAACUGCCAUCGUGUCAGGUGUCUGAGAGGGAGAACACUGCAACUCCACCAACCUAUCAGUCAUCUAACUCUGGGUUUAGCUCUCACAACAAUCAGAGGCACAGCGGGUCCUUCAGCAAAGGCUCAUGAGGAUCAACAUUAGACCUUCUCAUACACACAAACACACGCAGACAAGCACUCAGAAACUCCUCUCUCCUUUUACACAAAUCAAGACCUUCACAACUGAUUAAAGACGAGGGUGAUCUGAAACCACACAUGCUGCCUCACUGAUUCUAGACAUCACACACUUUUAAAAAUAAGUCACAUUAUUUGAAAGUUGCAGUAAAAUGACAAGAGAAAUUUGACUUUCUAAAUGGUGUGUUACAUCAGAAUCUAUCUGGAAAAUGUUUUUAUCAGCCAAAUUUGAAAGACCUAAGUCUGUCAUUGAAGUCCUCAGUUGGAGCAUCAUGUCCCUGGUGAGAGAUCCUGGGAGAAAAGGGCUGCAGACUAAAAUAAAGGGCCACUCACCGGCUCAAAAAAUCACCAAGGGCUCUUCAUCUUCCAAGAGCAGCCCAUGCAAAAGUCAAAAUCUGAGGGGAGAAAAUGAAUAAAGUAGCAUUUGUCGGUAUAAACCGUAGAUUUCAAAGUGCCAUUGUGGUGCCAAUGGGCAUUACCAUCAACAGUAUACUGAUUGGAGGUGCUCUGAUGGAGCAGUUCUGUCAGUCACUGUAUGGUGCAAAGAACCUUAGAAACCUAGACAGCCAUCAGCUGAAGCUUGAACACAAUGAUGGGCCUCAUGCAAAAACUAUUUCUGGAAACCUCUUUUGUAAAGAUUUCUUCUAACAGUUCCAGGUCAGAUUUAGAUAACUCUUUUACAAUGUUACAAUGUUACAAUGUCAUUUACGCUUUUAUCCAAAGCGAUGUACAUACGUUGCAACGUACAUAUCUCUACAGGUUAUUUGAUUGACACCUGUUGUGUCAUAUGUAAGUUUUAUCAUUGGGAUAAUCAAUACAACACAAAUUCCUGUUCAAGGUCACUUUUCAUUAGAACAAGUUGUGUUCACAAAAUUCUCAGCCAAGCAUAAAAUAAGAACAGCCUCAUUUAUUUUUGUCUUUGGCAUCAUUUAAUCUCACUCCUACGUCAACUCGUGAUUAAAUGUGUUCAUUCAGUACAAUGUGUUUUUGCAUGAGGCACAAAGUGUCAAGUUUGAGUGUUCACACAGGAGAAGCAGGACCUUAAAGUAACCGCGUAGUAACAAAUAUGUCCUUUCACUAAUGUCCACUGCUUGGUUUAUUAAAUUGAAUAGAUUUUGAAAAAGAUGUUGGCCAGGAGAGAGUGUCACCUCUAGUGAGGUUUUCAGAUAGUUCAGUCCUGUGUAACUGGUGUGGAGUGCCAAGAGUAUGAAGAAACAAUUUUGGAUUGUGUUAGAGGAAAGGGAAUAAUGUAGCAUUUAAAAAAUCUCACUGAAUGUGUUUUUUAAAAACACUAAUAGCUGACACAAUGUGGAGCCUCCCCAUACAGCUGACUCUUUGGUUCCUCUCUUCCACCAGACCUCAGAAACAGAAGUGACCAUGUUUGUCCAUUAGUAUUCAUAUAUUGUAUGCUAAUGACAAAAAAAACUUGCUUCAAGAAGUGUAUUUGUAACAGCAAUUUAAGCUACAAAGGUUUUUAAUUGAUGUUUUUGUACAUUGAUAUUCAAAGAAGUCUUGUACAGAAUUUCAGAGCUCACUUUUUUAUUUAUUUGUUCAGAUCUUUUUGGUUUCUCGUUUCCCUGAACUAACUGACAUCAGCUUUGUAUUGACUUGGACUCUGGUGUUGUGUUUUGAAUAACUAGCAUGCCUUGUGACUAAGUAGGAAUGCCUGAUAAUGCUAAUUUUGGAUGUUUGUAAAAAAAAAAAAAAAAAAAAAGCUUCACUUUAAAAGGGACUGCUUUUUCUUGUCCGUCGGUAGUUGGAAUGAAAUUUAGAAUAUUUAAGGUCUGCUUUGUACAUUAUUUUCAGCAAAAGUUCCCUGUACAAUAAUACAUUGUAAAGUAAAAUAUAUGUUUAUUGUA